This is a messenger RNA of Mesitornis unicolor (brown roatelo), 984 nucleotides long. RefSeq names its product glycerol kinase 5 (putative) (gene GK5). The annotation marks the transcript as partial. Gene Ontology annotation, molecular function: glycerol kinase activity. Gene Ontology annotation, biological process: triglyceride metabolic process; glycerol-3-phosphate biosynthetic process; glycerol metabolic process. The transcript is spliced from 11 exons. The record is from RefSeq and is a predicted model, not a curated record. Gene Ontology annotation, cellular component: mitochondrion. NCBI's taxonomy places the organism in Eukaryota, Metazoa, Chordata, Aves, Mesitornithiformes, Mesitornithidae.
GUAUCGCUUUAUCCUCGUCCUGGCUGGGUUGAAUUAGAUCCUGAGGUGCUGUGGAGUCAGUUUGUUGGUGUAAUAAAAGAGGCUGUACAAGCUGCGGGACUUCACAUGAGGCAAAUUGCUGGUCUUGGCAUCUCAACGCAGAGAGCAACUUUCAUUACCUGGCACAAGAGGACAGGGGAACCUUUUCAUAAUUUCAUAAGUUGGCAAGACUUAAGAAGUGCUGAACUUGUGAAUGCCUGGAAUAAGUCUCUUCUGCUGAAGGUAAUCCAUGUUAUUUUUACAGUGCUUCAUUUCUUGACUGGAAGUGAUCGUUACUUGGCACCAAGUUUUCUUACUUUUUCAACACAGCACACUUCUAUGAAGUUAUCAUGGGUUUUUAAAAACAUACAUGAGGCUGAAGAAGCUGCCAAAACCAAUAACUGCUGCUUUGGAACAGUUGACACGUGGUUACUGUAUAGAUUGACUAAAGGUGCUGUGUAUGCUACAGAUUACUCAAAUGCCAGUGCUACAGGCAUUUUUGAACCCUUUACGAAGAGUUGGAACCCCACUUUGUGUCAUCUGCUUUCCAUUCCAACAUCUAUUUAUCCUCCAGUGAAAGAUACAAGCUUCAACUUUGGAUCAGCUGACUCUGAAAUAUUUGGGGUACCGAUUCCAAUAAUGGCAGUGGUAGCUGACCAGCAGUCAGCCAUGUUUGGAGAAUGCUGCUUUCACCCAGGAGAUGUUAAAUUGACGAUGGGAACAGGUGGUUUCUGGAAUGUGAAUACUGGAGAGCAUCUCUUUGCAUCUCGGGGAGUUCUGUAUCCACUGAUUGGUUGGAAGAUUGGGGAAGAAGUUGUUUACUUAACUGAAGGCUGUAUGUCAGACAUUGGCACUGCCAUCAAAUGGGCUCAGGAUAUAAAUCUUUUCACCAAUGUAGAUGAAACAGAAAAAAUGGCUCGGAGUAUUGUUGAUUCUCAAGGCGUUUGUUUUGUUCCAGGUUCUCAG